UACAUCAAAAUAAAAAACCACCUCACAAUCAAAAAAGAUAUAUAAAAACAGUAUAUAUGCAUUCACACAUACAAGAUACAAAUAUGAAGGAAGAGAGACAGACCUCGCGUGUUGGUUUCCAGUUCAUGCAAUAAAUUGUGUGUUUGUUUUUUCUUUCAGUUCUUAAAGCCAAGUGAGUCAGAGCCCGGGCAUCCGACGGACAGGGCUUUAAAAGAACCAGAAACCUUUUUGGUUACUCGCAGGCAAAGGAGUCUUUCCAUACCCAUUUGCCCCUCAAAAUUUCACCUCUUUAUCAGGUUUCCUCUGAAAUUAUUUUCAUACAAGGAUUGAUGGAGAAGCCUUCGUUUUUCAAAGUCUUGAUUGGUGACUUCGAAGAUAAGUUGGUACUGUUUUUAUCUUAUUAAUUCAUCAAAAAUAAGCUAGCAUGUUUCACUCUUGGAUCCAAUCCAAGCCUACAUUUCAGUUUUUAUGGUAGUAAUGCAGGUAAAGUUGAGAGCUUUAAUGCCUCACUGAUGUUGGAGUACGGAAAUUCUGUUUUUCCUUUGUGGGUAUUUUUGAAUACUCUUAAUUUUCUUUUUUAGGGUUUAGAGUACAGAAUUUCUUUCUUUCUUUUGAAUCUAAGAAUACACAUGCUAGUUUGCUAUGUUACUGUAUAUAUGUCAAGUUGAUUGCUUUAAUGCCUUACCCGAUUGUUAAGAGAGUUCAAUUUUUUAAUUUUCCUUCAUGGGUUUGCUUGAAUGGCUUCUAUUUGUUGAAUCUUGAUGAAAUAUGGUAAAUUAAUAUCCUGCAAAAAUGACAUGAUUUGUUGGAGUAAGUUCUUCUUGAAAUGUAUUCCACUACAGCAACUUCCACCGGAGUUUGUCAAGAACUUCUUCAAUGGAUUGCCCAGAGAGUGCGUAAUUAGGAGCCGCAUUGGGACUUGGCAUGUCAAAAUCACUGGAUCUAGUGAGAGAUUAUUUUUCAAUGUUGGUUGGAAAGUAUUUGUCGAGGAUCAUUCUUUGGAAUUGGGAGACUUUCUUACAUUUGAAUAUCAUAGGAAUACAGAGUUUCAUGUUAAGGUGUUCGGAAAAACUGCUUGUGAAAAGGAUUUUGCUAUGGAUCGGAGAAAGAAAAAUAGAACUCAGCAGAGGAAAAAUGAUGAAGUGCAGAAAAUUUCUUAUAGAAAUGGAGUUGGAGAGGCCAAAUCCACUCUCAAUAACAUAUCCCAAGUCAAAGAAGAAACUGGGGACGAUUUCUGGAUUGAAUCAUUGAUGGCUGGUCCAGCUUCUAAGAAAAGGCAGGGGGAGAACACCAUGUUGUCACCAUCUUCAAGUUCUUGUAAGCAAUAUAAAAGGAAGACAAGAAACCAAGUUGGGAAUGCAAAUGGAGUUGCAGGAUUUGUCCCCAGUAGUUUUCAUAUAGACAAGCAAAAGGUGAUUGGAGAUCAUCGAAAAGGCACAGCUUACAAAUCUAAAAACUCUUCUUUCGAGUUGACCAUGACGCUGCCUUACAUUGGUUUUGAUGAUUGUAAAGCAUAUAUUCCCAUACCAGCUUGGUUUGCUCAGACACAUCUCUCCCGGAAACAUGAAGGCGUCAUGCUUCUGGUUUCGGAUGGCAAGGUAAGCAAAAGAUGGAAUGUGAACUAUAGCUGGAAAUCAAGUCAUCUGAACGGUGGUUGGCUCAAAUUUGUGAGAGGCAACUUCUUGGAAGUCGGUGAUAUUUGUGUGUUUGAGGCAGUAAAGGAAGAACUAAAUACUCUGAAAGUUGCCAUCCGUAGGCACAGAGGAGAUGCAGAUCCAUACGUAUAUGUUGAUUAAGAGUUCUGGCUUCAGGACAUUCAACUUGGGCUUUUGUUUUACUGUUUAUAUUGUUUUCAAGUCAUAUUCUCUCUUUAUCCCCUUUAAACAACUUUUGUUUUUGGACAAAGCAAUCCCAAACAAAAAGAGAAUGACGAUACAUACACUGAUUUCUUUUAAAAAAUGUCACAAUCUCUAAAGCAUUUGAAGCAGCUAAAUCAAUUCCCUGAAAGGUUCAUUAACAGCAUCUAUAAAUUACAUAAACAGGUGCGGUAAAACAAUUAUCAAAUUUGAAGUUGGGGAAUGCUCCACAAGAUACAACGUCUCAGUUUGCUUGGCGAACAUUAUGAUUUGAUUCCCUGGCAAGUCCAUGAAAGUUCCACAGAAAUCCAUAUAAAGCUCCGACCAAUUGUACUGCAUCUAAACAAA
Messenger RNA from Tripterygium wilfordii, 2204 nucleotides. Its product is annotated as B3 domain-containing protein Os01g0723500-like. The coding region runs from base 762 to 1796 and encodes 344 amino acids. The record is from RefSeq and is a predicted model, not a curated record. NCBI's taxonomy places the organism in Eukaryota, Viridiplantae, Streptophyta, Magnoliopsida, Celastrales, Celastraceae. The transcript has 3 exons. Gene Ontology annotation, molecular function: DNA binding.